Molecule: messenger RNA, 1269 nt
Organism: Elgaria multicarinata webbii
Lineage: Eukaryota; Metazoa; Chordata; Lepidosauria; Squamata; Anguidae
Product: matrilysin-like
Exons: 7
Coding region: 1-1269 (422 amino acids)
Biological process (GO): proteolysis; extracellular matrix organization; collagen catabolic process
Cellular component (GO): extracellular matrix
Molecular function (GO): zinc ion binding; metalloendopeptidase activity
Source: RefSeq, a predicted model, not a curated record
AUGCUCCUCCCGAGGCACCCACGCAGCCCAGCUUCCCGAGCGAGGAGGAGUCAAGGGGAGCAGCAGGAGCGAGCCCGAUGCCCGGAUUCCCACGCGCCGUCCGGCCGCUUCUCCCUGGGUGCGCAACGAGGCGCGGUUGCUACUGCGAGGAGCCCGGGGCUGUCUCUCCACGUGAUGGAGGCCAAGGGCGAGGAGGAGGAAGGAAGGCACGGAGGGACGGCGGGGGCUGGCUGGGGCGGGGAAGCCGCUGAGGCGCGCAAUUGGCCCUUUGUCUCAGGAAGCCGCUGCUCCGGCUCGGCGGGCAAUUUCGCCGGCGCGCCCCUUCCUCGCGGAGGGAGCUGCGUGGCGGCCUCCGGCCUUCAGCGAAGGCAGCGCGCGAGGCUGGCCCAAGCUUAUAUAAGCUUGGCCGCUUGGCUGCAAGAGACUGGAGGCCAGAGAGUUUCUUCUUUCAGUAUAGACUCUUUGAUCACUACUAUCAUGAGGUUCGUGUGGUUCCUGUGCACAGCAGCGUUGCUGUCUUCCAGCUUUGCCGUUCCAGUAGGACACCAAUAUGGACAGUCAAGCCUCAAGGAUCUGAAAUCCAUAGAGGCCUAUCUUAACAAGUUUUUUCCACCCGGGAAUGAUGUAAUCCAGCAUACUCUGGAGGAACGAAUCAAAGAAAUGCAGAAAUUCUUCCAUUUGACUGUAACGGGAAGAAUGGAUUCCGAAACUGUCAAAGUAAUGGAACAGCCUAGAUGUGGAGUUCCGGAUGUCGCGAGCUACAGUACAUUUCCUGGAAGACCACGAUGGAAUAAGAAAGUGUUGACUUACAGGAUCAAUAACUACCCUUAUUAUGCGGAUAUCCGUCGAGACAAAGUGGACACAACCAUAGCAAAGGCAUUUAAGGUGUGGAGUGAUGUGACCCCACUGCAGUUCAGAAGAACAAGUGGACCUGCUGAUAUUGAAAUUAGCUUUGAGUUUAGGGCUCAUGGUGACAACUUACCUUUUGAUGGGAGAGGUGGAGAUCUGGCUCACGCUUUUGCCCCUGGACGAGGCCUCGGUGGAGAUAUGCACUUUGAUAAUGAUGAGAUCUGGUCAGAAACCAACAGAGGAACCAACUUUUUCAUUGUUGCUGCACAUGAGAUUGGUCAUUCCUUGGGACUGUACCAUUCGGGUGUCCCUGGAUCUUUGAUGUAUCCUACCUAUUCCUAUGUGAACCCAAAUAAUUAUCGCCUUCCAGCGGAUGAUACGAAAGGAAUCCAGAGUUUAUAUGGAAAGAAGAGGCUGUAA